AUGGGAUUCGUUGUGCUGCCAGCGAGCAUUCCCGACAUUCGCAAAGUGUACGAUGUCUACUUCGCCGCCUUCGAGAACAGUUUCAUCACACGCCUGCUCUUUCCAUGGGAUGUGACUAGCGAAGAAUUCAGGAAAGGUCACACGGCUCAUACACUCGAUUACUGGCACAAAGACACCGUUCAGUACACGUGCAAAUGUGUCGAUACCGACACGGACGAGAUUGUUGGCAUGGGACUGUGGGACGUUCACUGGAAAGAACGAAAAGGAGGUGCGACGAAACCUGCUGUUGACUGGUUGGAAGGUGACCAGAGGCGGCGGGCGGAAGACUUGAUUGUUCCCUUAUGGGAGAAGAAGGAAGAGCUUCUUGGACCGGCCAAGCAUGUUUACUGCCAUGUCAUCGCUGUCGACCCCAAGUAUCAGCGCAGAGGCAUAGGCGCUAUGUUGACAAAAUGGGGUGUGGAUGUUGCGGAGCAGCUGCAAGUACCGGCAUAUCUGGAGGCUACUGACGAGUCUGUCAGUGUCUACCGCAAACAAGGUUUCGGGGUCUUGAGCAAGGGAGUACGCAUCAAGGCAGAACUCAUGGACGCAGAACACGACGCCGAUGCCCCAAUAAUGGCCAGAAUGCCGUCCUCUGCAGGGGACUUGAAAUUUGAAGACUGGGUGCAGCAGGGCCGUCCACCUCUGACCACGAGAAACUGA
Molecule: messenger RNA, 699 nt
Organism: Cyphellophora europaea CBS 101466
Lineage: Eukaryota; Fungi; Ascomycota; Eurotiomycetes; Chaetothyriales; Cyphellophoraceae
Exons: 2
Coding region: 1-699 (232 amino acids)
Molecular function (GO): acyltransferase activity, transferring groups other than amino-acyl groups
Source: RefSeq, a predicted model, not a curated record